Molecule: messenger RNA, 3721 nt
Organism: Sebastes umbrosus (honeycomb rockfish)
Lineage: Eukaryota; Metazoa; Chordata; Actinopteri; Perciformes; Sebastidae
Gene: sv2ba
Product: synaptic vesicle glycoprotein 2Ba
Exons: 13
Coding region: 395-2476 (693 amino acids)
Biological process (GO): transmembrane transport; chemical synaptic transmission
Cellular component (GO): membrane
Molecular function (GO): transmembrane transporter activity
Source: RefSeq, a predicted model, not a curated record
UCCUAAUCCCUCAGCCUUGGCUGCAGCACGGCCUUAGGAUAAACUGACAUGUAGGCUUUGGACAUUUGAAAAUGCUACUGGGACGCUAGCAAUUUUUUUUGUAUUUAUGUUUUGUUUUGUUCAGAAGUCAUUUUUAUAUUGAGGGAAUGCCAACUCUGGUUCAGCAUGCAGCACUACGCACAUCAAGGACUGUAAUAGUCAUUCAACGCAACCGUUGAGGCCUUAAAUUUGAGACCAAGACUCAGGAGAUUGCACAGAAUACCUGCAGCCGCACAGCGUAACUCACAGCUCCUUGGGAGGAUUAUGCCAUUAUAGCUGACAACUUGAGCUUCCUCAAGAGUACGACGGCUACAAGGCAAAGUCAGUCCUGCUCCGCUUACACCCAACAGAAACCAUGGAUGACCCCUAUCACAACAACGUGAGCCAGCAGGUGACAGAAGGUGGAGAAUACACCUACACCCAGGAUGGUGGAGGUCAAGAUGGCUACCCUUACCAGACAGACUACCCUCCACAGGACGAGGACGCCCGCAGCGAUGCCACCGAGGGCGCAGACGAUGAUGAGCAGAUGUAUGAGGGGGAGUACCAAGGCAUCCCCCACCCCGACGAGAUCAAAGAGGCGCGGCGGGCCGCUCGGACGGAGGCCAGGAGGAAAGCCCGUCAGGCUGUCCAGCAGGAAGAGGAGGAGGACAACCUGCCAGAGCAGUACGAGGCCCUCAUGGAGGACUGCGGCCAUGGACGCUUCCAGUGGAUGCUGUUCUUCGUGCUGGGUAUGGCGCUAAUGGCUGACGGAGUGGACAGCUUCGUGGUGGGCUUCGUCCUGCCCAGUGCUGAGAAGGACAUGUGCAUAUCCAACUCCGACAAAGGAUUGCUGGGUCUGCUGGUGUAUGUGGCCAUGAUGGUGGGAGCGUUGGUGUGGGGGGGUCUGUGCGACAAGAUGGGGAGGAGGAAGUGUCUGAUCUACGUCCUAUCCAUCGACCUGGUCUUCUCCUUCCUGUCCUGCUUCGCUCAGGGCUACGGCUUCUUCCUCUUCUUCAGGUUCUGCUCCGGCUUCGGAAUCGGCGGCUCCAUCCCGAUAGUGUACACCUACUUCGCCGAGUUCCUGCAGAUGGAUAAACGUGGAGAACAUCUGAGCUGGCUCUGCAUGUUCUGGAUGCUGGGAGGCCUGUACGCCUCCUUCACCGCCUGGGGAAUCAUCCCUCACUAUGGCUGGGGCUUCGCCAUCGGUUCAGAGCUCCAGAUCCACAGUUGGAGAUUAUUCAUUCUGGUGUGUCUCUUCCCGGCGCUGGCUGCACUUGUCGGAGUCGUCUUCAUGCCAGAGAGCCCUCGCUUCCUCCUGGAGAGUGCCCGACAUGAUGAGGCGUGGAUGGUCCUGCGACGAGUUCACGACACCAACUGGAAGGCCAAGGGGGAGCCAGAGAGAGUCUUCACCGCGACCAACAUUAGGACACCACAAACUCAGGAGGACGAGUUCAUAGAGAUCCAGAGCGACACUGGGACUGCCUUCCAGCGCUGGACCGUCAGACACAUGACCAUGCUGCAACAGGUGAUGGCGAACAUCAUGUCACUAUCAGCUCCAGAGCUCAGACUGCAAGGCCUCUUCCUGGUUAUCGUCUGGUUCUGCUUGGCCUUCAGCUACCACGGGCUGGGAGUGUGGUUUCCUGAUAUGAUCAAAUACAUGCAGUACGAGGAGUACGAGUCCAAGGUCAAAGUGUUCCACCGGGAACGGGUCGAACGUUUCCACUUCAACUUCUCUCUGGUCAACCAGGUCCACCGCGAGGGAGAGUACAUCCAUGACAAGUUUGAGAACAUUGAGAUAAAGUCUGUGAAGUUUGAGGAUUCUCUGUUUGAAAACUGCUACUUUGAGGACGUCAAGUCAACCAACACCUUCUUUGAGAAUUGCACCAUCAAAAACACUGUCUUCUAUAACACAGACCUCUGGCAGGAAAAGUUCAAAGACUGUCGAAUGGAGAACACCACCUUCCUCCAUCCGAAGAAAGGCUGCCACCUGAACUUCCAGGAGGAGAACGACAUCGUCAUCUACAUGGUCAGCUUCCUGGGCAGUUUGGCCGUGUUGCCCGGCAACAUCAUCUCGGCAUUGUUCAUGGACAAGAUAGGAAGAAUCAGAAUAAUAGGUGGUUCUAUGUUGGCGUCGUCUGCCUGCACUUUCCUGUUACUGCUAAGUUUCAGUCAAGGAGCUGUAAUAUGUUGGCAGUGUCUCUUCUAUGGCGCCAGCGUGGCGGCCUGGAACGGACUACAGGUCAUUUCUGUGGAACUCUACCCAUCUUCUAAAAGAGGGACAGCGUUCGGCAUCCUGAAUGGGAUCAGUAAGUUCUCUGCCAUCCUCGCCAGCUUCAUCUUUGCAGCCUUCAUCGGCAUCACUAAGAUCAUCCCCAUCUUCCUGGCCUUCGCCGCCCUCGUCUGCGGAGGUCUGGUGGCUCUCAAGCUGCCCGAAACCCGGGAAAAAAUCCUCUCAUGAAAAGCCAAAACUCCUGCAACCUCCGGGCCUCAACCACUGUAUCGCUAUGGGGAAAGCUUUUUUUGAGAGUGUAUCAGCUUAAACUGAAUUGGAAAGACAAAAAAGAAAGAAAGAAAGGCCAUGCUGCGCUAGCUGUGUUUAUGAUUAAAAUGUUGAAAACCUGUCUGGUUGCCUACAUGAACUUGUGGUUGCUUUUUAUUUCCUCUGUGAGCUCCUCAGGCUGCCCAACAUUUCUGUCACAUCAUAUACAACUAGUGUCAUUUCCUUUUUAGCAUUUAUUGCCCAUCCUCUACUCACACACACACACACAUACACGGUGUAGCAACAUUUGUUUUAAGGUUUGUGUAAAAGAAAAAAUAAUAUGAGAUGAAAAUAUGUCUGUACUUGAAAGGUGAUGUAGUUCAUGUUACCAUGUUGUGCUUUGAUUUCAUUCCCUGCUGGACAAAAAAAGAAAGAAAGAGAGAGAACUUAUAGUCAUGACUUGAAUUGGAUUUGAAUCCCGUUGUAUUCAUGCCGAGGCUCAGCAGCAAUAAUGCUGCUGGUGUUGUUAUUCAGAGAACACACCUCUUUCGUUCACCCAGUCUUUAUUUAUUCUGCACUGUCCUGUGGUGUGUAGUCUUUAGUUCACAUGUUGUUGCUUGGUUUGAUCUCUCUAGACAUAAAUCUGGAUUGACCAUUUUAUUAAAUGUAGGUUUUUAUUAUUGAAUCCACUCCUGUUCAUUUUCUCCCAGCUGAUCCAAAUCCAACCUGAACAGCCGACUGCGGAUUCUCCUCCUGUUUGCCGUCUUAACCGUAUAGCGCUGUGUUCUGUAGGUGGUGAUCAUAACGUAGAGUCUUAUCUUCUGUCACAUCUUGCCAUGACAACGUGUAAGGAAUUGUUCCGUUUAUUUAUUUAUUUAUUUUUUCUCUAAAAGAGAGAAUGAUACAACACUGUGAGAUUCUGUGUUUUGAUAUGAUGCUCUCAUUUUAAUGUUCUGAUGAAGAACAGUUUUACAGAACCUGCUGCAUUUCUGACAAACAUGUGUCAAGAUUUCUAAGGAGCAUGUUACUUUUUUUGCAUGACUGAGCUGUGUGUAUGUGAGCGUGUGUGCGUGUGAGUGGUUGUUAUCCACAUGUCUGUGAAUUCACACAAUAGUCUGACUACCACUACUAUAUUUGUUGUUGUACAUACUGUAGACCUGUGUAUAUUUGUUGUAAAAUAGUAGCUCCAUCAUGACUUGAAUAAAGCUGAGGGCUUAUGAUCCA